This is a messenger RNA of Dinoponera quadriceps, 1783 nucleotides long. RefSeq names its product calcium uptake protein 1 homolog, mitochondrial (gene MICU1). Lineage: Eukaryota; Metazoa; Arthropoda; Insecta; Hymenoptera; Formicidae. Gene Ontology annotation, cellular component: uniplex complex. The transcript has 12 exons. Gene Ontology annotation, molecular function: calcium ion binding. Bases 197 to 1687 code for a protein of 496 amino acids. Gene Ontology annotation, biological process: mitochondrial calcium ion homeostasis; calcium import into the mitochondrion. The record is from RefSeq and is a predicted model, not a curated record.
UCACUAUAGAUAACGCCCCAUCUGUCGUUGCUCCUGCUCGUGCGAUAUUAACCAUUUUGCCGUUACAGCACAACCCUCUCAUUAAUCGCAGUCAUUGAUCAUCAUGGUGACAUUGUCGUCUGUUAUCCAGUGUUAUUAAUAUCACUUAUUAUGAAUUAUUGUUAGAAAAUAAUCGUAUGUUAGUACGGCUGUCAUAAUGCUGUUAAAUAGAAGUACAUGUGUACUUCGUCGAUAUUUGCAGCGCAAACCAUUUGCAGUUGGUGCAUUGUAUAUUCCAGAAUGCAGCAGUAAUUAUAGAAACAAGUUUCAAUAUAAGCAGACUCGUGAUUUCCGAGAUUUCGGUCAUACCCCUAAAAAAGUACCAGUCUAUCAUUUCUUUCCAUUAAUACUUACAACAAUAAUUAUUUUUGGCUGUUUCCUUGACUGGCAACGUUUUUUUAACAUAAUGUCUGAUGAAAUACCACCCAAAGUUCAAGCUGCUGAAUUACCAGUACAAGACAGUGAAGAUAAUGGAGACUUGGAAAAUACAGAACAUGAUUUACAGAAGAAGAAGAAACCCAAAAAAGAAAAGAUUGGAUUUCGAGACAGAAAGAUAAUAGAAUACGAAAAUCGUAUGAGACAUUACUCAACGCCGGACAAAGUGUUCCGUUACUUCGCGACCCUCCAGGUCACGAGCAACGAUGCGCACGAGGUGUUUAUGACGCCAGAUGACUUUUUGCGAUCAAUGACGCCCGGCGUUAAACAGCCCGACGGUCUUGGGCUGGACCAGUAUAGGCGUUAUGAUCCAAAGAAUAUUCACACAAAGUUAGAAUUGGAACUGGAUGAAGAUAGUAUUUUCUAUAAGCUGGGCAGUGCGGGCCUCAUUACUUUCUCCGAUUAUAUCUUUCUGCUGACUGUAUUGUCGACUUCGAGACGUCACUUCGAAAUCGCCUUCAGAAUGUUCGAUUUCAACGGAGACGGUGAUGUUGAUUCCGAGGAAUUUGGAAAAGUGGCUACACUGAUACGGCAACAAACUAGUAUUGGCACUCGACAUCGAGAUCACGCCACUACAGGCAAUACAUUUAAGGGAGUAAAUUCUGCAUUAACGACAUACUUCUUCGGGCCACAGAUGAAUCAGAAAUUAACAAUUGAGAAAUUCCUGGAUUUUCAGCAGCAAUUGCAACGGGAGAUACUGAGUCUUGAGUUUGAACGACGAAAUCCAGACGAGCAUGGAAAUAUUACCGAAGUAGAUUUCACAGAAUUGUUAUUGGCUUAUGCCGGAUAUCCAGCUAAGAAGAAAGCGAAAAUGCUGAAGAGAGUGAAGAAAAUGUUUAAGGAAGACCCACAGGGUAUCAGCAAAGAAGAGUAUCUCAAAUUUUUCCAUUUCCUCAAUAACAUUAAUGAUGUUGACACAGCCCUGACGUUCUAUCAUAUAGCUGGCGCAUCUAUCGAUCAAGCAACACUAAAACACGUAGCCAAAACCGUCGCACAUGUCGAUCUAAGUGAUCAUAUUAUCCAAGUGGUAUAUACGAUUUUCGACGAAAACAUGGAUGGACAACUUAGCAAUCGGGAGUUUGUAGCAGUGAUGAAGAAUCGUGUUCUUCGCGGCCUGGAGAAGCCAAAGGAUACUGGAUUUGUUAAAUUAAUUCAAUCUCUGAUGAAGUGCGCAAAACAUAGCAACCUCUUAGCAACGUCUUUUGAUAAAUAAUCGAAAGCAGAUAAGCAGAACUAAAAUAAUGCUUAAUUUAUGUUUAACAAUUCCUGCGUUUUGUUGUGUUGAUAGUAAUUUAUAUAGAAAAAUAAA